CGACUUUAAUGCACUGAGAUAAGGUUUGUUUACCAAUAAGUCCUAACUCAAUUAUUACUGCGUAACAGAAUUAUAUUUCUAGCAUAUAGUUUUGGUUUUUAUUAACACCCUUUCACUACUACAAUCACACUAUCCUUUUACGAGAAUUGGCGUCAACAAGCAGUAGAACAGUAACAAUCUCGCAUUAUUACUAGUAGAGAAGCCAAUAUAUUCUCUCCAAACUAGAGUUUUUCUUUAUAUCUUUUGUUUCAUAUUUUUAUACAUACACAAGUAGAUUCGUAUGCAAAUAUUUGGAUACGAUCCAGACAUCAUUGUUUACGCUAGUGUUAUUUAGGCUAAGCAGACGCGAAAAUCUCUUGUUACCGAGAUCUCCUCGUUAUUUAUAGUUUCCAAUGAUAUGUUUUUUCCAGGAAGGUCGGCGGUGGAUCUGUGAAGUCAGUGAUAAAUAAAGCCCCCGUUCGAAAUGCUCAAUAGGCCCUCUAAGGCCAUAUUAUUUUGCGCCAGCUUCACUGAACCAUGAUACGAUCCCAACGGUUGUAAUUUCACGUCUGGGAUGUUCCUCUUCUCUUUUUGUUUGUAAUGUAAAUUUUCCUCAUUCUGUUGAGAACUCUCGGAAUCUCUCCUUUUGUAUCGAUACAAUGUCAGAUAACAAGAGAUUUAAUAAAGACGACUGUUUGCCGCUUAUAACCGUGUAGAAUUUCAAUUCGUCAGUUUUACGCCGAAUUAGAUAACACACACUGAGAAUUGAGGAUAAUAUUUGUUUUUGUGAUUAAAGAAUCGUUUCUUUUGUGUUAGGGGCGACUCUCAUACUUCCAAUCAACGUUUGUUAGGUCAAGUGUAGCUGUGAGACAAAAUUGAUUAACUGUGAAACUGGUUGGAAAAUUGAUCGGAAAUUACUCGCCCGCUCUUGUAUCGUUAAAUGAAGACUGCUUAUAAUUUGAAUACAGCAAAAGGUCCUGUAUAAUAUGCUCCUCGUGAUAAUUACAGCAUUUAUUAAUAUAAUUUUGUUAAUAAAGCUUGUGGGUACUGAGGAAGAUACGAUAGCAUUAUUUGAAAGAUUCAAAAUGCAUUUCCAUAGAGUGUAUACCAGUCCUGCAAGUGAAGAAGAAGCAUAUAUUAACUUUGUUAGAAAUAUGGAAAUUGCAAAUGAUUUAAACAAAAAGAAUCCGGGUGAUGUCAUAGCUUAUCAAUUGAAUCGAUAUGCAGAUGUAGAUCCUGAUACAAUAGAAGAUCGAUAUGCUUUGGAUAUAGUUCCAUAUGACCAUAUAGUAAAGAAGGAACCUCGUCCAAAACAGCCACCACAUAAGUUAAUAAAAGAUGUUAAACUUUAUGACUUAAACGAUGUGGAUGAACUGUAUGAACAAUACAUCCAAAAAUUUAAAAAGCAGAAUGUAUCGAAUAAAGCGGAGCGAUUGGCUCAUUAUUAUAGAUUUAUUAAAACAGUAGUCGAUAUAAAUAAGCAGAGGUUUGACGGAAAAGAUGUGACGAUUGGACCAGAUGCCGACGUAAUUAAAGAACCUAAUGAAUAUUUCUAUGGAUAGAUGUAAUUUUAA
This is a messenger RNA of Spodoptera frugiperda (fall armyworm), 1553 nucleotides long. RefSeq lists its product as uncharacterized. The record is from RefSeq and is a predicted model, not a curated record. Bases 966 to 1541 code for a protein of 191 amino acids. The transcript is spliced from 2 exons. Lineage: Eukaryota; Metazoa; Arthropoda; Insecta; Lepidoptera; Noctuidae.